Molecule: messenger RNA, 1164 nt
Organism: Miniopterus natalensis
Lineage: Eukaryota; Metazoa; Chordata; Mammalia; Chiroptera; Miniopteridae
Source: RefSeq, a predicted model, not a curated record
CCCAGGAGCCCCUGAGCCAGACUGAUACCAUACCUCUGAUGAAAUCAUGACUAGGUGGGCAUGAAUUACUACCACAUAUAACAAAAGACCCUUGCCCGCAACCUCAUGGGAGGAUAUGAAGAUGGGGUCCUUUGAGGAAAAAAGUCAAAACCUCAAGAGUGAACAACUUGAAGUCAAUAGGCUGUCCCUUAGGAAUGAUGCACCCCAAGCAAAACACAAAAAGAACAAAAAGAAAAAGAAGUACUUAAAUGAAUAUGUGAAUGGAUUCAUGGACUCCCUAAAACAAAAUUCACAGAUGGUUCACAAUGGGGAGAUAAUAGCAAUAGACAGUCAGGAAGGAAGGGAAGAAAUUGCAGUUGCUUUAAAGAAAGAUAGUCUCAGGGAAGGAAGACGAUUAAAAAGACAAGCAGCAGCCCUAGCUUAUAUAUAUUUUUUUUUUACUGCAAUGGUAUGUUUUCAUUGUAGAAAACAUGGCCAUGGGAUUGCUGAUUGCCCAGCUGCCCUUGAGAAUCAAGAUAUGGACACUAGAAUAUGUUAUCCAUGUGGAUCUACAGAGCAGGAAAUAACCAAGUGCAAGGCUAAAGUAGACCCAGCUCUAGGUGAAUUUCCUUUUGCAAAAUGUUUUGUUUGUAGGGAAAUGAGGCACCUGUCCAGAUCUUGCCCUGAUAAUCCCACAGGAGUCUAUGCUGAUGGAAGUUGCUCCACACUUUGUGGCUCUGUGAGACAUUUUAAGGAUUGUCCUCAAAGUCAGAAUUCAGAUCAAAUGCUUACAGUAGGUCGCUGGGCAAAGGGAAUGAAUACAGACUAUGAAGAAAUUUAGUAUGUGCCUAAAACACAGAAACCCAAAACAAAGAUACCUAAAGUUGUUAAUUUUGUAUAAUGAUUAGCACUAUCAUGAAUUACUAUCUCGUUGUUACAUUCUGAACUGGGCUUUCUUCACAAAUUGAAGCUGGGCUCCCCUGGAGAGGCCUAUAUUGUAGAUGUCAGUAUGAUCUGGGUGUGGUCAAAUAGUUUCCUGAGUUCUGUCCUUCCAUACUUCUACUUCUUGGAGAAAAUCACUAGAGAAAAGAAUAAGAUGUUUAAAUUGGAUUCUUUAAAAGAAUUUUUUUAACAGAACUUAUAUAUAACUAAGUGGUUAUGUAUCUAAUUGUAGCAGUCAACUUU